CAGCCGCAUUGCCUGGUAUAUCGCAGCACCCCGUAUCUGGUCACAUUGUUUGCAGCGCUAAAAAAAAGAGCGAAGUGAAUAUGGCGAGUCUUGGGGUCCAACACGAAAAUAUUUCGAAUAAUCCAGAAGUGGAAAACACAUCCAAGCGAACCGAAAGUCGCGAGGGCAGCGCCGAGCGAAAAGCCCACGCACUCGCACCUGCCAAGAUCACGGGCUGCAGCGCCGGCGCAACCUUGCAUUGGUUCGCCCAGGUGGGCGGGCAAUUCUCCGCCAGCGAAGACGACUCUCAAGACCGCGAGGAGAAGCUGAAAUAUGCCCGCGAUCGACAAAACGAGGAGCGCCACCGGAAGAUCGAGGAGCUGCGCGCCCAGGCGGAGGCCGCCCAGCGGUAUCGCGAACAAAAGGAGGAGGAGCGGCGGCGACGCAUCGAGGAGAUCCGCGUCCGGGACACAGAGAAGCGCCACCAGGUAGAGGAGCGCAAGAGGGCCAUCUUUGAGGCAGAGAAGGAACGCCGCGAGUAUAUCCUCAAAAAGAAUCAGGAACGCGAAUCCCGGAUAGAAGUCAAAAAGCGGGACAGAAACUCCAUCGGCUUCGCUUUUGGUUCCUCGACUCCCCGCCUGCUGGAUGUGCCCGCGGAUUAUGGCCUGGUAUCGCCCAGUGCCUUUUGGGGUCAGCGGAGAUCCACAUCUAUAUCGAACGUAGCGGGCGCCUCGCUCACACGUCGAAGUUCAGAGCGUGAACUUGCCGACAGUGGUGCUAAGAAGCGUGCCUCCUCAUCGACGGACCGUCAAGAUGAUCACCGACGCAAGUCUUCCUCCAUGUACGAGGUGUUCAAUUGGGGCUAUUCCAAUGACGAGCCGCCCAAGCGGUUCUCGCUCUCCAUCGCCGGCAGCGAGAUAAAUAUCGAUGGGCCGGUCAAUCCCAAUACGCCGCCCACUUCCAAACAAACAGCCAACGCGCACAGACCUACAAAUCUCACAACAACCACAGCAACAAGCACCACAACUGCAGGCCACAACAACUUUAACAACCAUAACUCGUAUCGUAAGGAGGAUAGCGUUGAUUCAUCGCCCAUGGUGUUCCGAAGCGUUUACCGCAGGAAAACGGACCUCAUGCCGACAAUACCCAGCCCCCGAGACGGGCAUUAUGGUUCGCGAGGCUCCCUGAGCACCACGCCGGCCAGAACCCCAGGACGGGCCUACUCGAUGAACCGCUUGGACCAGCUGGCGCAGCCGAUUCGCCGGAACGGGGAGCACAUGCGGGCCAUUCUGGAGCGCGAGAGGCGCGAACGUGAGCUGGAAAUGCUGGACGAGACCGCCUCGCUGGGCGGAGGAGGGGGGCGACGCGGUGCGGCGGCCAGUGCCCGAGCCCGGAGAGCGGGUAGCGCCGGCAGCGGAAGCUCCAGUGCCGCCGGCAUCAUGUCCCGCAGCAUGACCCACCUGGCCGGAGGAGGUAGUGGCCAGCGGGAGCGCGGAAAGUACUCGCUGGGCGGCGGCAUCUCGACCAGCUUCCGGCCGCUGGCCAGCGGAGCCGGAGGGCAGCGGGACACCACCAGUAAGAGCAUGACACAGAUUAGCAGUUGGUCGGUUUAUGGCAGCACAGCACCACAGCAACCAACACCCAACCACCUGCACCACCUGCGCCAGUCCACACUCGGCCUGCAAACUGCGGCAACUAAGAAAUACCUCCAGUCAUCAUUUGCCUCAGCCUCAUCCUUCAACUCUGCAUCCUUCCGCGCGAACGCGACUGGGCGUGGCCAGCAGCAGCAAUAUGCGAUCUCUACUAACCCCCACCGUUUUCUCGAUCUCGAUCCCAACUCAUUGUUGCUCAUGAACUCUGCUAGUUUGUUAGUGAAUGCAGGCUCGCGAUCGGGAAAUGCCACGCCCGGCGGACACUUCAAUAGCUCAAGGCCCGGCAGCGCCAUGUCCACAUCGACAAACAUGUCCACAUCCGGGAUGGUGCCCAGGCGACCGGCAACGGCACCCCGGAAACCCAGGCCCGCCAGCAUCGCCGGAACGGGCAUGUCCCUCGAUGAGAUCAACAAACUCAAGAGGGAUCAAAAGCCGCCCUUAAAGGCAGCAGCCGCCUCGCCAUCCGCACAAACGACACCCAAACGAACUGCAAACCUGAUGUCCACCUCCCUGAUCGUGACCUCCAGCUCAUCGCGGCUGAGCAGUGCCGAGAAAAAGACUCCCUCAAAAAGGGAACCUCCGGUACCCAAGGCGGCAUCCGCUUCCAAGGCGCUGCCAAGUCGCACGGCCAGUUCGGAGCGCAUCAGUCGGCUCAGCAAGGAGCCGAAAACCAAGGAUACCUCUGCGAUGUCCAGGUCAAUGAUCGUCAGCAGCAGCAGUACCACAACCAUCACAAAAGUGGCUCCUGCUCCGGCAGCACCAGCUCCCGUCGCCGCCCCGGCUCCCGAGCAAAACGGCGUGGCCAAGGAGGCUGAAAAGACGCCCGCAGAGGUGCCAGUUCCUGCAGUGGCUGCAGUUCCUACCGAGGCUCCUGUUGCUGUUCCACCAGUGAGCAAGGCUGAGAAGGAGGCCCUGAACUCUGAGAAAACGGAAGAAGUGGCUCGCCAGGAGGAGGAAGCAACUUUGUUGGUGGAACCUGUGCCCGAGACCUUGGUUACCUCGGUUAAUGUAGAGGAAAAAUCUGACGAGGGAACUGAAAAGGAGGCGCCUAAGACCCAGGAGCAGGCUGUGCCCAAGAAACCGUCGCGCAGCAAGGAGAACUCUGAGGUGCGAGAGCUGACUCCGCCGGAGGGUGCAGAUCUGAUGACCGCAUCGAUGAUGGCCAAGAAGAUCACGACCGAGGAGGAGGCCAAGGCCGCAUUGGCCGAGAGACGACGCCUGGCCCGCGAGGAGGCCGAACGACAGGCGGAAUUAGAGCGCCAACGACUGGAGGCUGAACGCCUGGCAGAGAUUAAGGCCCAAGAGGAGGAGGCCGAGCGGCAGCGCCUCUUCGAGGAGGAGUCCACUCGACUGGCCGAGGAGCAGCGCCGCGGCGAGGAGGAGCGCCUGCGCAAGGCUAUCGAGGAAGCCCAGCAGCGGGAGGAGGAGGAGAGACGCAAGCGUGAGGAUGAGGAGAAACAGCGCGUGGAGCGCGAGGAGGCCGAGAAAAAGGCCAAGGAGGAGGCGGAGAAGCAGCGCGUCGAGGUGGCCGAGCGGCUCAAGAGGGAGGAGAAGGAGCGCGAGGAGCGCCGCAAGCGGGUGGAGGCCAUCAUGUUGCGCACUCGCAAGGGAGGUGCCGCCACCACACCCUCCAAGGACGCUAACGAUAAAGCAGCUCCUGCUGCGCCUGCUCCAGAGAACAACAGCAGCAGCAACAGCAGCGUCACUGGCAGCAGCAACAACUCGGCUGAGGGCUCACCCAGCGCAGCAGAUUCCACACCAGCGCCCGCGCCCGUGGCCACGGAAACUGUCCAGGAGCCACCAAACAGCCAGGCGAUGUACGAGCAAUCGGUGCUAGAUAAGGAGAACUCGCUCAUCAACAGCUUCUCCACAAUGAUCAUCGAUGAGAAUGCCAAGAACCUGCAGCAGGUGAGCAACGGCAAGUUGCUGGUGGACUUCGAGGGCACCAACACUGUCCCGGCGGUGGCCAAUGGCAAUGGUCACAUCGAGAAUGUCAACAACAAGAAUGACAUCAAUCUGCUGCAGGACGCAGUUGCUCCGGUUGCCAGUCAACUGAUUGACCUGAGCAUCGAGUCACAAGAUCUACACCUAAACAACAAUAACAGCUUGCUGACGAGCACAGCGGCAACCACCACGCUAGUCACUGCUGAUAGUCACGAGAAUAAAGAUAUAUCGCUGCUGUGAAUUGGAUGAGGAAACCAAACCUGAUUGUUUUCUAAACCUAAAUCUUGAUAUAGCUAAAUGUGUGUGGAGUUGGAGUAUUUAUUUAUAGGAUGAGAUCUAUAUAGGAAUGCGAGUGGACAGUGCGACAAAUUAUGGUUACUAAAAACAGGAAAACGUAAAAGCUUAUAAAAACCUAUAUAUUUAAACGUACACAUUAUAUAGAUAGAUCUGAAUCAGAAUCAGAGCGGGGGGUUAAGAUGAGACCGAUUCCAAGCGAGGAACGGAAAGGAGUAGCAGCUGCAAGUUAAAAUUAGUUAAGAACUAAGACAAACCCUAAAAAGAGAUAGAUUGAAGAAGAUCGUCCCCAGAGUUUGGGGAUCGUUUGCGAAGCAAUUCAAUAUCAAAGAAAUCUGUUUGUGAAGCACUACAACUAAGCUAAAGAAAAUGAACAUUUGAUGCAAUUCUCGAUUCGAUUCGAUGCGUUUCGAUCUAAUUUAAUUAAAAACUCGCUUCAAAAGUUGAAAGUGCAUGCUUACAUUGAGUAUAACUUGAGCCAGAGAGCAGGAGAAUCGCCGAAGCAGCGUAUAUAAUUGAAAAUUAUAUAAAAUUAGUAGACAAACCCCUAGUUUAAACAAAAAGAAAACGCGAGAUUCUAAGGGGCACCCAGAUCAAAUUGUGUGUGUGUCGGGCCCCGAGCGAGCAAUAAACGAAGACGAAGACGCGGUAUCCACAUACCAUUAACCCCAUCCACAUUUACAGCGCCUCACUGCUGGGAGGGCAUCCGCUCCCUUCUUUAUUUUUUGCCCAACUUUGCACAGUUGUUCUGUAAGUUAAGUUUACUACGUUGAGCCAACGAAUCCGUGAGGUAUUAUUUAUUAAAAACAAAAACGAAACAAACGAGAAAAAAAAAAAUAGAAAAAAAGGAACAGAAAUUCAAUUGAAAUUAUUUGCUGAUACUGUUUGCAGUUAGUCGAGCAGAUAUAGGUAGCCUGUAAACAAUAAUAACAAUUACACGCGGAUAUAUACACCCACUGUAAUCACAGAUGUCAGUGCUUGAUAUACACAUGCCUAGGUCUAGUGGAAACGGCAGUACCAUAUUGUACUAUUUGUAGUAGGAGUCCCAAAUCUGAUUAUGCUUAUGUCACCCUUUUAUUAUAGUAAAGUUCUCUGUAUAUUAUUGCGUCUUUUUUGCGUCUACGUAUAUAUUUUUUGGUAAAACAUUUUUUAUAUAUAUACACAUUUAUACUUGUAAUUUGUAUUUAUCCAUGUGCAAAAAUAAAUUAUGAUGAUUAUUUUUUAAAGAGUCGUCGUCCCCCUCGAAGCAUGCAUAACAAAACAGAUUGUAAAAAAAUAAAUCGAUUUAUACAUACAUCUAUAUGUAAAACCAUCCCCCAUAGUCUACGAAACUCACACACCCACUUGUAUCUGAACGAAAGGGCCUUAAAAGUUAGUAGGAUGCAUGAUCGAUGCUGAUCGAUUAUAGAACGAUUGUAGGCAGAAUCGGAGAGAGUUCAUUUUCGAGCGUUUCGCAUGCGGAAACCGUUAAUAGAUUAAUAUAUUAUAAUGGCAAUAUGUGUAUGCAACUAAUAAGCCCUAACUUCUAGUUAAUUACUGCUUUCCUAUGUUAUAAACCUAAUGGCGAUAUAAUCAAAACAAAAGACAAGCCCACAUCAAAUCAAAUGUGUAUGCUACCAACUUAACAAACCUUUGAUGAUCAAGCUGAAUUAUGUAUUUUUAAUAUUAAAUAUCACACACCCACACAAAAGAACGAACACGACAAACAGAACAACAAAUUAUACAAGCAAUUCCCCCUAUUUAUUUAGAAACCACACUGAAACACUAAAGAAAUUCGCUUCUUAUCGUAAAACCACAAUUGCAUAAUUUAUACGAUUAAACGAAAUAUAUAUUUAUGUGAAUAAACUGUAACUAAUUCUCAAGGCAAA
Drosophila suzukii is the source of this 5737-nucleotide messenger RNA. The record is from RefSeq and is a predicted model, not a curated record. NCBI's taxonomy places the organism in Eukaryota, Metazoa, Arthropoda, Insecta, Diptera, Drosophilidae.